Fukomys damarensis (Damara mole-rat) is the source of this 1318-nucleotide messenger RNA. RefSeq names its product MORN repeat containing 3 (gene Morn3). The record is from RefSeq and is a predicted model, not a curated record. The coding region runs from base 109 to 837 and encodes 242 amino acids. NCBI's taxonomy places the organism in Eukaryota, Metazoa, Chordata, Mammalia, Rodentia, Bathyergidae. The transcript has 6 exons.
UGGCGCAGCCACGAAGAACUGCAAGGGCCAGGCAGGGAAGCCGCGAUCCGUCGCCGCCGCCGCCGGGGCUCAGGAAGGUGCAGGUGGGCGCAGCACCCCGUGGCCGACAUGCCAGUCUCCAAGUGCCCAAAGAAGUCGCAGCCCCCGUGGAAGGGCUGGGACGAGAAGGCCCAGAAGAACGGGCCGAGGCACCAGGUGUACACUGUGAACGGUGACCACUACACGGGCGAGUGGAAGGACAACCUGCGACACGGGAAGGGAACCCAAGUCUGGAAGAAGACAGGAGCCAUCUAUGAAGGGGACUGGAGGUUUGGGAAGCGAGACGGCUACGGCACCCUCAGCCUGCCUGAACAGGAGACAGGAAAAUACAGAAGAGUGUACUUGGGCUGGUGGAAAGGUGACAAGAAAUCCGGCUAUGGAAUCCAGUUUUUUGGACCCAAGGAAUAUUAUGAGGGUGAGUGGUGUAGCAGCCAGUGCAGCGGGUGGGGCCGCAUGUACUACAGCAACGGUGACAUCUACGAGGGCCACUGGUGGAAGGACAAGCCCCACGGGGAGGGCAUGCUGCGCCUGAAGAACGGGAACCGUUACGAGGGCACCUGGGAGAGAGGCCGGAAGCACGGGAAUGGGCGCCUCUUCCACCUGGACCAUGGCCAGCUGUUCGAGGGCUUCUGGGUGGAGGACGUGGCCAAGUGUGGCACCAUGAUCGACUUUGGCCGUGAUGAGGCCCCUGCACCCACUCAGUUCCCCAUUCCCAAGGUCAAGCUUCUCGACCCCGACGGUGUGCUGCAGGAGGCCUUGGCCACGUUCACCAAGACAGAGGAGGAGGAAGGAGACUGAUACCUGGUGAGGAGGUGGGCAGGCCUGCCACCCUCCAGGGCCUGGAAUGACACACAGGUCUCCUGGGGCCUCCUGAGGUGGGGCAGAGAGAACUGGGUUCUUGUUUUUGUUUUCUGAGAUAGGUGCUCACUAUGUAGUUUAGGCUGGUCUUGAACCUGUGGUGAUCCUCCUGCCUCAGCCUCUCAAGGGCUGGGAUUACAGGCAUGGACCACCUGUCGCCCCUGAAGUCUAGCCCUGCCCACAUCUUUGGACUCUGGGCCUCCAGGGUCAGUGUUCUGGAUGAGGUGGAGGUCCAGGCCUCCCUGGCAAUCUCACAUUUGCAGCCCCCCGUAAAGUGGGUGCAGGUGAGGCUUUGAGGAGGCUCCCAUCCAGGUUUUCAGAUGUGGCCCCCUCCCCUGCAGGAACGACCUUGUCAGCAGCUGCUUAGACGGGCAUGGCCCCUGGGAAGCACAGCUGCCCUGGGCAGCGAACGCCUUCCAGC